GAUCCCUCGGUGACACAGCUCACAAAUGCUAGCCAAAGUGGCUUGGACGAAUUCAACCCCUUUACUGAGAGCUCCCAGCUGACAAAUGCAGCGCGGACGACACCAGCCACGCAGCCCUCUGGCCACUCGCAGCCUGCUGUUCUGCAGACGUCCGUGGAGCCCACUCCCCAGGCCGUGGCAGCGGCAGCACAGGCUGGGCUUCUUCAGCAGCAGGCAGAACUAGAGAGGAAGGCAGCCGAGUUGGAGAAGAAGGAAAGGGAAUUGCAGAGUAACGCAGCCAGCAUUAAUCCGAGGCAAAACAACUGGCCGCCUCUCCCCAAGAAGUGUCCGAUCAAGCCGUGUUUUUAUCAGGAUUUUUCUGCAGACAUCCCAGCUGACUACCAGCGGAUAUGCAAGAUGCUGUAUUACUUGUGGAUGUUGCAUUCGAUUACUCUGCUCCUAAACCUGCUCGCUUGCCUGGCGUGGUUCACAGUCCAGACGGAAAGAGGAGUAGACUUUGGUCUCUCGAUCCUGUGGUUUAUUUUAUUCACCCCUUGUGCCUUUCUCUGUUGGUACCGACCAAUUUACAAGGCUUUCAGGUCUGACAGCUCCUUCAGCUUCUUCGUCUUCUUUUUCAUCUUCUUCUGCCAAAUAGCAAUCUACAUCAUCCAGGCUGUCGGCAUUGCUCUUGCGCGACUGUCGGUGCCUCUCCUCCUCCCGCGGCUCCAAUGCUUGCCGUGCUCACCCCGCUCUCCUCUCUCCCUUCGCAGCGGAUGGAUCGCGGCACUGUCCGAGCUGCACGGGAACCUGGCCGUGGCUGUUAUCAUGAUGGUGGUGGCAGGAUUCUUCACGCUGUGCGCGGUUCUCUCGCUCUUCCUCCUGAAGCAGGUGCAUUCCCUGUAUCGGCGUACGGGAGCCAGUUUUCAAAGGGCCCAGGAAGAGUUUUCCCAAGGCAUCCUCACCAACAGGGGCUUCCAGAACGCAGCCGCUGGGGCGGCCUCCUCAGCUGCGCAGAGUGCUUUCCGGGGAAACUAGCCCUUCCCGGGCUGCCUCCCCCUCGCUUCCUCUGCCAUUGUCACCCCAACCUUCAUUUUUUAUUUUUUUUUUUUUUCUAAAGAUGCACUUUUCGGGGGUACCAUGUUAGCUCUGUGAUGCCGACUCCAGAUGAGAAGAGAUCUG
This is a messenger RNA of Balearica regulorum gibbericeps (East African grey crowned-crane), 1158 nucleotides long. Lineage: Eukaryota; Metazoa; Chordata; Aves; Gruiformes; Gruidae. The record is from RefSeq and is a predicted model, not a curated record.